Molecule: messenger RNA, 1137 nt
Organism: Clunio marinus
Lineage: Eukaryota; Metazoa; Arthropoda; Insecta; Diptera; Chironomidae
Source: the annotation of a GenBank genome assembly
AGCCGAAAUCGGACCGAUUACUCGUCUUUGAAAAAAUUUUGACGCUCGUCACAAAAAUUUAUGUUAAACCAAAAUAUUGCGGGAAAUAUAAAGAAAAACAACUUUCAAAGUUAGAUUUAUGUACAAAAAAAAAUUGGCCAUGGAUCAAGCCAAUGGCGACGCUCCUGAGCCCACAGAUCAUAAAGAAGCUCACGGAUCAAAUGACGACUCACAUCAAGAAUCAAGCAAGGAAAAUGGAGAUAAAAGUCAAAAGAAAAAGACAACAAAAAAGAGAAAAAAUGGGAUUUUGAAAGUGACUCGAAAGAAAAUAAAAAAAUCUGAUAAGACUGCACCGGGACCAGAUGAAGAUGGAGAAUAUGAAGUCGAAGCCAUUGUUGAUCAUAAGACAGAAAAAGGUAAAACUGUUUACCGGGUUCGUUGGAAAGGAUAUUCAUCUGCACAGGACACGUGGGAAACUGCAGCUAAUCUAACAUGCAAAGAUCUUUUGAAAAAAUACAAGAAACAAAUUAAGAAGGAAAAGGCAGACGUUUAUGCGUUCCUUGGUAAAAACAGAGUUCCUCGAUCUGUACUAGCGCGACUUGAAAAAUUAAACAAUGAAGAGUCUUCAGCACCCAAGACAAAGCGAAAGCCUCCAUCUGAACGUGGAACUCAUAAUUCAGGAGGACUUCGAGGAAGAACUAAAGGCGAAUUAAAGGUUCUAAAUCUUUCUAUUUAAGUCUUUGCAAUCAUGGUUUUGUUUUCUUCUUUCGUUCAUUAUACAAGCGAAUCACAAAACCACACGAAAUUUUCGACUUGAUCUUUAAGCGCGCUGCGAACUUCAUUUAAUUAUUUUUCAUUUUUUCCUCAUUGAAAUCAUCAGCGAUACGAUGAACAAUAAGCAUUUUUGGAGCAUUGACUUGAAUAGAAAAUAAUUAAAAGAUUUUUAAAACAUCAAAAAGCAAGAAUUGCAACAAUAAUGUUUUGAUGUUUGGGAAUGAUUGUUAAGUAGCAAAAAUGGAUGAAUGUUGCAAGUUAUCUGGAAUAUAAUUGUAUGAUCUGAAAGUAACUUAAUAAACAUUGCAAUUAUUCGACAUCACAUUUAUUGUAUUUCUGAUGGAUUUUAGAAUCGCUACGUAAAAAUGGAAUCCUUACGUUACA